Tachysurus vachellii is the source of this 3498-nucleotide messenger RNA. It is a transcript of the gene zfta, whose product is annotated as zinc finger translocation associated. The record is from RefSeq and is a predicted model, not a curated record. Gene Ontology annotation, biological process: negative regulation of DNA-templated transcription. Lineage: Eukaryota; Metazoa; Chordata; Actinopteri; Siluriformes; Bagridae. The coding region runs from base 405 to 2267 and encodes 620 amino acids. The transcript has 5 exons.
AGCUGUAGCUGAGUGGCCCCAUACCGAAGCCACGUGACAGCGUACUGUCUCUUUAAAUUUACCCAGGAGCCCCUUAAGGAGCCCCAGGGGCCCCAAAGCUCGGCUCCCCACCCUGAAGACAAGCGAAGCCUCUGAAAAACACACACAGGAGGCCAUUUGGAAGCGACAGAACAUUUGAUGAGGAUUAAAUAGGUACUUCGAGCGAAGUGAAGUGCGACUCUAAAGUCGCGUGGACGCGUAAAAGUUGAGUGAAGUUGAACCGCACACGCAGCGCAGGGCAGCGCACAGAGCGACGCGCCGCACGCACACUUACCCCUAACACACGCGAAUGCGUCUUCGAAAUGCUGCGCGCGUAACCGCGUUUGGUACAAGGAGCGUUGACUUGGUUCGGUUUCACAUCAGAUAUGGAAGUCAUGGAAGAAAAGGAGUCCAGGGAGUCGGAGCCUGGGGUCCAGACGGAAAGCCUCUCAUUGAUAAUAAGCGAUGAGGGAGAGGAGGCCAGUCCGCCUUACAGCGCGUCGGCACAGCGCACAGCAGAUGAAGACGACAUGACCAAUGGUCACAUGAGAGACUUGACUCAAGCUGGUCUGAUCACUCAUGUGGACUCACCAGGGACGAGCUACUGGAGUGUUUCGGAGAGCCCUGAAUCGCCCUUCCUGCUGUCCCCUGUUCCAGGGCCGUCUAGACACAAAACAUCUCCAGCUAAAUCAGGACGAGCAUCACGGACCGGACACAGCCGCAUCCCUGGCCGAGACCACCGCCGCUACUACCACGAACAUUGGAGAACCGAGUACCUGAUGGACUUUGACCCCAAGAGAAAUGGAAUGAUCUGCAUGGUCUGUGGCAGUUCCUUAGCCACUCUAAAACUGAGCACCAUUAAGAGACAUAUCAGACAGAAGCAUCCCGAUUCCUUGCUGUGGAGCGCGUCUGAUAAGGAGGUGAUCCGUUCGGGGUGGGAAAACCAUCUUAAUCUAGAGACUAGUCAGACAUCCUGUCCAGAUUCAGCCAUCGCCUCCGAGCCAGAGGAGACGCUAGAAUGCGCCAGUCUUUCUACAGACAAGCCUGGCAGUGCUGUGCUAGUUAAAACUGAGUCCCAGUCUGAGCCUAGCAUGGUGAGCUCCUCAUCGACUCAGGAGACUCUGAGUGUGUCUGCUGAAAUGCUAGAGCGCUACGUGAACGACUCGCUGCACGCCUGGUUUCGCCAGGAGUUCCUAAUGGAGUACCAAGCAGAGGCGGGCAGGCUGGUAUGCAUGGUGUGUAGCUGUCCCUUGCCCUCUCUUCAUCUCGACCACAUCAAGAGGCAUGUGCUGGGGCAGCAUCCCAACUCUCUGGUGUACAGUGCAGAGGAGAAACAUCGAGUCCUGCAGAGCUGGGCCCAAAGCCAGGAUUCUUCAAGAGACUAUGUCAAGUCUGAGCCAGAGACCAAAGAUCUGAGCAUGAACAGCCCAGUGCCGUUCCCUUCCACAGAGCCUGACUCUCUCCAGCACAGUACAGAGCCAUACAGAGUGUCUAAGAGGGAAUCGGACGCCCCUCCUCAGAUCGCCACCAACAGCAGGGUAAAAAACAGCUGUCCAUGGCAUCUACGACUGGAUUAUUUGGUUGCUAUUGGGCCUCCGAGCAUGCCAGGCUGCUUCUGCAUGGUGUGUUCUGAUGAGCUACCGGUGGUGAGAGUCAGCAGCUUUCGCAGGCACAUACAGGACUGCCACCCUGAGACCAGCAAUCUCAGCCAAAGAGAGAGAGAAGACAUAGCCAGCGCCUGGACCCAAGACGGGGCCACAGAGGAGCCAGAAACACAAACAGAGCAUGCUUCCCCCAGCAACACACUCAUUGAAAGCAAGCCGCUGUCUAUAAAACCAUCCUCCAGGCAUAGUGGCAUCCAGAAGGAAGAUGGGGAAAGGUCGAAGAUAAUGUCGGCGCCCAUUAUCGGGCGACACAGCCACUACCCGGGUAAGGACCAGAGGCGUAACUACCAGGUGCGCUGGCGGAUGGAGUACCUGAUGGACUACGACUGCAGGAGGCACGGGCUGAUCUGCAUGGUGUGCGGCGCCACAUUAGCAACUCUGAAGGUGAGCACGAUUAAGAGGCACAUCCAGCAAGUCCACCCUCACUCCCUGAACUACAGUUCUGAGGAGAAGCAGCAGGCAGUUCAGAGCUACAGCCAAGCAACACUAAAUUUCAUUCACUCGGACAACUGCUUCUCUGGUUCGGAUCACAGUCACGGAGUACAGACUAACACUAACGCUAACGCCGAGCCCGACCAGGUUUGAUGAACAGCGGGGGUGUGGGCAUGCUUUCUUGCACUCAGGAAGAUGAUUACUGGAACAUGCCAAAAAUAUGAUCUCCACAGCUUUUUAGUUGGAAAUGUCAGCUUGAUUAUAAUUGUUUUUGUGCACUUUUUCUUUUUAAUUUGACAAUGUGCUUUCUGUUAUCUGCUUGGAGGUGGAAAAAAGUAAAGUUGUUUCCUACAGAGGAAUGAUGUCACUAGCCUGAAUAAGAAUGAAGGACCUGUUUUUCCCCCUAAGCACCUUUUUAUGCAUCUGUAUUUGUACAGUCUUCUGUGAGCUUUAUUGAUUGCUGCAGAUUGCAGGGUUUAAAUUACCAGAGGGAUCAUUUAGCAUGGGGUCAGCAAUGCAGUGGGUCGCACAUUCAGCACUUAACAAAGCACUUGGUAUGGGAGGGAGGCAAGGGAACUGUUAUGAAGCAUGACUUCUAGAGCAGCACCUUGUAAAGCACACACUGUGUAGAGUGAAGUUUCAUGCAUUUCAAAGUAACACACCAUUACUGGAUAUCACACACGAGAAAAUUCUUAUCUUCUGGCAAAGUACUAGCUAUUAAUUAGGUAUGUGAUUUUUCAAAAAUAUCGUUAAAUCACAUCUUAAUGAAAUCAAUAUAGGCUAAGGCCCUUUGCUGCAUCAUAAAUGAAAUGAGGGAAAUGAAGUCCAUGUCUCAGGGAGUGUGUAAUCUGGGCUUGCCAUCUGUCCUGCAGAAUCUUUUUUUUUUUUUAAACUGACUUGACCACUAACUAAAUGAUGCAAUUAAAUUCUCUACCAACUGAGUGGAAAAAUGCAAGCAAUUUGUUCAUGUUCUUAAGUAAUGAAGUGGAAGUGAAGUCAUCUUCCUGCCUGUUUUCUACAUGAAGUUGUGAAAAGUUAAAAGGAACCGAAUGUCUUUUUUGGUUUAUUAUUUAAGCACUUACCGUCUGUUUUUACUUUGUUGUAGCUGUGUUUGGAAUCCAGGUGGCGAUGUUCAAACGAUGGCAUUUUAUCAUGUCAGAGGAGCUCUGAUUAAUCUUAAUCCUUUCCUUUAAACGGAAAACCAAGGUACUUUGACCAUGCUUCAUUAUGCACCAUGCUAGAUGCAAAGAAAAAACUGUGUAAAAAAUGCUCACACACACAUAUAUAUAUAUCUCAUGUUUCUCAUUUUCAAGGCAGUGCAUAAACACUUGUUAAUCUCUUUGUUUAAAGAUUUACUAAAUGGACAAAACAGUGUAAUUCCUUU